This is a messenger RNA of Onthophagus taurus, 2085 nucleotides long. RefSeq lists its product as uncharacterized. NCBI's taxonomy places the organism in Eukaryota, Metazoa, Arthropoda, Insecta, Coleoptera, Scarabaeidae. The record is from RefSeq and is a predicted model, not a curated record.
GGGCAGAGGCCGGUGGACUGAGUUUGUUUUCUCAGUCUGGUGUCGACUCUUUACCUCAAACACACCCAAUAUUACCGCGGCCCACCACGAGCCUGCGUACGUAUAGCACGUAAAGAAAAAAUUUAAUAAGAAAAAGGCACAAAGCACCCUGCAUAUUAAAUAAGGGCACAGUGCACGCGAUCACGCGGUUGGCGUUUCACGUUUUCACUUCCGCACUUUUAACUCUAUUUACAUCUUGCACUGCACAUCCUCAAAAUCAAAACUCUGACGAGAAAAGACACCUUACAAGAUGUGCACAUUGCUACCUAUGGUGAGAAGUACAAUAUUACUGCUAGUUGUCUCGGGUACAGUUACUUCGUACCCUAGAGGAGGUAAAGACUUCCGUGGGGGUGAUUCAACCGGAAGUAAAGAGGCUAAUGGGGAGCCUACCUGCGAAGAGUUGAAAGCAAUGUGGCGAUUUUCUAAAAGACAAUCUAGAGCGGCGGAAAUUACAAAUGAAAUUCCCACGUAUAGGGAUCCGUUCUCAUAUAACGUUUGGGAACCGUAUUACGCUCGAUCGAGAAGCGGUGGUGGAAUGCGCAUUGGGAAUCGUUACAAGACGAAACCUCCAGUAUACGGUCGGGUGAUUCACAAAGCUCCUUUGCUUCGUUUACAAGAUCUUCCGGAUAAGGGUCGUGUUUAUGACAUGCUUUUCGGAGAUUCUCGUCCCGUAGAAGAGCCCCGCAGGAGGUUUCCUUUCAGGGUAGUAGGCGGUGGUACAUCAUCAGGAUGGCCACCACAAUCCGGUAGUUUUCAACAAUUAAAGGAGUUAAUUAGAACUGAACGAGCUAAAGAACUUCAAGAACAAAGACUCGCCGAAGAAGCGGCUGCCAGAGCGGCCGCUAUGAAGGAAUUAGCCGAGUCUACGCAACGAGGGCAAUCAAAUCUCAGAGAUAUGUCGUACGCUUAUAUGGAUAUGGACGGUAGAAAUAUGCGGGAAGAAGAUUCAUUGGUUAGAGGCGGAUUAUUAUCGUUCCCUGACAUUUUAGCACCAGCUGCACGAACUGACGUUGACGAUCAACACUAUGUUCAAGAUCACGGUUAUUUCAAGGAUAAAGCUAAAGCGCAUACUUCUUCUCUUUUCGACACCACUUCGUACAAUACCGACUUUGACGGGCUUUUAUUUUAAUUGUGUCCACCAUGGAUGACUUGCAGAACCCAAACGCAAACUAAGAAAUAAUAAAAACUGACUAAAACCAUGAAGUAUAUCCCGAUUGGUUUAAUCACUUUACUGUAAUAGCGGAAUAAGUGUCGUAAAUGAUAAGUUUACUACCAGGUUGAGUCUAGAAGGAUACUCGGCCGGCUCUCGUCAACGAUGGAUGUCAUUUUCUGAUCUAGCUUUGCAUUCAAACCAAAAAAAAUCGCUCAAGUAUUUAUGAGAGGCUGGAUAAAUACAGAGUGUCCGUAAUAUAUUUUAUUUAUUUUCCAAUUUUUUCCGCUACACCUUAUAAUUUACAUUAAGAUGAGUCGAUACGAUUGAUACAUAUGUUUGUUGCUUAAAGCGUUUCAUUUUUCGCAAAGAACAAAAAAGAACGAACAAUCAGGAACAUAUCUUUAUUAAAAAAGAUGAAUAUUUUUGGAAUAAGGAUUUCAAAAUGGCAGCCACGGCAAAUUCCUCCCGAAUCAUUUCCAUUAAUAAAAAGUAAAGAGAGUCUUCCCUAUUUUUGUAGGAUUACUAUAGUGCGAUACUUAAAACUUAAUAACUAUUAAAGCUAUCAAAAAAAAAAUUCAAUCAAAGUAGAGCUUAGAGAACCGCAAAAUAUAAUAAAAUAUAUAUAAAACAAUAAAACGCGUGUCGCAAAAUUUAAAAAAAUAAUUUUAAGUUGAAAAAAAAUUACAAAAUAUCAAGAAUGAUAUCAACCAAAAUAUCACAAAUAAUUACAUAUCAAGCGAUGAGCGCAUAAAAGACUAUGAAAUGUGAAUAUAAAAGUUAUUUUUCGUUAAAAUUUUGUGACCGCGUUUUAAUUAAAUUCGAUACUGUAAAAAAUAAAGUUAUCGUUCGAUCAAUUCUCGAACGUUCAUACGCUGUCUUCCAAAAGAAAAAAA